This is a messenger RNA of Sitodiplosis mosellana (orange wheat blossom midge), 3719 nucleotides long. Its product is annotated as large neutral amino acids transporter small subunit 1. The record is from RefSeq and is a predicted model, not a curated record. Gene Ontology annotation, biological process: amino acid transmembrane transport. The transcript is spliced from 10 exons. NCBI's taxonomy places the organism in Eukaryota, Metazoa, Arthropoda, Insecta, Diptera, Cecidomyiidae. Gene Ontology annotation, cellular component: membrane. The coding region runs from base 887 to 2413 and encodes 508 amino acids. Gene Ontology annotation, molecular function: L-amino acid transmembrane transporter activity.
AUAAUCACAUUUUCUAAAUAACAAGUCACGACAAGUGAUAUGGGCAAUACAAAGUAUUACGGUUUUGUGUGUUGGGUAAUCAAACAGACAAGUAAAAACAAAAGACACAACAGCAGCAGCGACGGCGGCGGCGGCAACAGCCGAAGUAGUAGCACACAUCGUGUUACACAUCCAUAUAACAGGCAGGCAGAACGCACGAUUCAAUCGCACAAGAAGAGCAAAGAGACAAAAAAAAACAAAAUAAAACCAAACCGAACAAAAAACAACCAACCGUAUAUACCCUGUUAGAUAGAUGAAAGAUCAGAAGCUAUACAAAAGCAAGCGAAAAGAAGAAAAAAAUCGCACACAAUACGUGAACUCGAAACAGCUCAACCAAAAGGUUUUCAGUCUGCUUUCAACUGUCGUGAGAAACGGGUAUUGAGUGUGUGUUGUGUGUGUUUUGUCUGAGCCACCUUUGAAAUUAUGUGAUGAUCGAUGUCAACUUCGACGACGACGAACGGCAGCAAUUCACACGCAAAAGAACUGAUCGUACAAAAGUGUUCAACAUUGCAAUUGAAAACAUAUCGUGAAACGAAAAAGCAACCAUUCAUAGUUUAACCAAAAGAAGAAGGGAAAAAAAUGAGGAAAAGUGCUAGCAAUAAUAAAUGCUCAUUCCAGCCGAUAACAUUGUAAUCAAUUAAGUAGACGAUACGAAAAGGAUAGUAAAUCUGUGUGCUGUGCAGUAUCGAAAAAUUCGAUUUGAUUAAAUACAAAUUAAUUGGUAAAGAUCGUUUCGUUAUUAUUGAAAUCAUCGAUUCGAUUGCUAUAAUCGGUUGUUGAAAAAACAAACAACGAAUUGAAAUCUGAGUGGCGCAAAGAGAAAUUAAAAAAAAAAAGUUCGUUGAAAAUGAAACGUGAUGGAUCAGAGAAAAAAAGUGCGGUCGGCUCGAUCGAUGAGAAUGUGCCACUGGAAUCGGGCAAUGGCAAUCAGGAGGCGAGCACACCAUCGCAAAAUGGCACCGCCGAUGCCGAUGGUGAUGUUGGGCUAAAGGCAAAAAUGAGCCUUUUGAACGGUUGCACUGUCAUCGUCGGAUCAAUCAUAGGCUCGGGCAUUUUCGUAUCACCCACCGGCGUUUUGAUGCACACCGGCAGUGUUAAUAUGGCGCUCAUCGUAUGGAUAAUUUCGGGCCUUUUCUCUAUGGUUGGAGCAUACUGUUAUGCAGAGUUGGGAACAAUGAUUCGCAAAUCGGGAGCUGAUUAUGCCUACAUUAUGGAAACAUUUGGCCCAUUCAUGGCAUUCAUUCGUUUGUGGAUUGAAUGUAUGAUUGUUCGGCCCUGUUCACAAGCAAUUGUUGCGCUCACAUUCAGUACAUAUGUCCUGAAGCCAUUCUUUCCGGAUUGUGCACCACCCGAAGAUUCAGCCCGUCUAUUGGCCGUCUGCUGUAUCAUGGUUUUGACAUUUGUCAAUUGUUGGGAUGUAAAAUGGGCAACAAAUGUGCAGGAUAUAUUCACGUACGCCAAACUGUUUGCACUGUUUUUGAUCAUCGGUUUCGGUGGCUAUCUUCUAUGUCAGGGCAACGUAAAAUACUUUACAUUCGACAAUACAAAGACCGAAGUUACGUCGCUGGCGCUAUCGUUCUACUCCGGCCUCUUUGCAUACAAUGGAUGGAAUUAUUUGAACUUCAUUAUCGAAGAACUGAUCGAUCCAGUGAAAAAUUUACCUCGUGCCAUCGCUAUAUCAUGUACCUUAGUGACCAUUGUUUAUGUGCUAGCCAAUGUGUCUUUCUACACCAUUUUAUCGCCGGAUGAAGUGCUCGGUUCGAGUGCCGUGGCGGUUACAUUUGCUGAACGCGCAUUCGGAAUGUUUGCUUGGACGAUCCCAGUAUUUGUCGCAUUGUCAACGUUCGGUGCAGUGAAUGGCAUUUUAUUGACAUCAUCAAGACUGUUUUAUGCUGGUGCAUGCGAAGGUCAAAUGCCCGAGAUCCUGACAAUGAUCCAAAUACAACGUUUUACACCGACACCGGCUGUUCUUGCCAUGGCACUGCUAUCGAUGCUUUAUCUCACCGUUUCCGAUAUAUUUGCAUUGAUCAACUAUGUUGGAUUUGCCACUUGGUUGAGUAUUGGUGCGGCUGUUUUGUGCUUGCCAUGGUUGCGAUGGGCUCAACCGAAUCUGCCACGACCGAUCAAAGUUAAUUUGGCAUUCCCAAUAUUCUACUUGAUUGCAACUGCAUUUGUAACCAUUGUUCCAAUGAUUGCAAGCCCCGUUGAGACUGGAUAUGGUUUACUCAUGAUUUUGUCUAGCAUCCCCGUUUACUUGGUGUUCAUCGCUUGGAAAAACAAACCAAAGUGGUUCCAGAACGGAAUGAGUGGAUUAACGCAAACGCUACAAAAAAUGAUGUUGGUUGUUCGCCCGAAAAUGAAUCAAGCGAAGUAAGCUUAACGAGAUGUCUUCAAAAGUUGAUGAUGGUUGUUGGAAAGAUAAAACCGGCUCAGGUUUAAAUUUCCGUCUGCCGAACGAAACAGUAAUAUCGACCGGUACAUCGUUAUAAUUGCAAUUUUUACACCAAUUUUCAUGGGGAUGGCAACAGCGUCAUCAAUCACCAUCACCACCACCACGGCAACAACACAAAAUCUCAUUAGGCUACUAUCAUACCAUUUACUGCGUAACUACAUAAUUGUGAACUGUUAUCCAAAAGACAAGGCAAAAAAGCAACUUGAACCCUAAUUCAUUCCGUUUGAUUUUCUCAUGGGAGACGAUUUUGUUCCUGGACAGCAACUAACGCAUUUCCAUUAAUUUACAGUGUGAUUUAGUUAAAAAAAAAAAACAAAACAAAACCAAACAUAACAAAACAAAAAGACGAUUAAAAACAAGCGAUUAAAGUUUAAGUUCUGUUUAAGUUGAUACAUACACAUCAGACAACAAAACAAAAAGAAGCAUUUAUAUCACAACAAUAACAACAUUCUAUGACGUAAUGGAUAAAUAUUUUGAGCUUGUUGAUAAAAGCACAACGAAUAGUUUCAACAGCCAUAGCUUUAGUGAAAAGUUCAAAAUAUUUUAUUUUGAUCAUUUUUAAGGAAUGAAUUGAUUUUUAAUGAAAUUUGGUUGUUUUAAAUCUCCCUCCCCCCACAUAUAUACACACACCCACAUUCCCACGACCCCAUACACUUACACACACACUCAAAAUUAACAAGCCAAUAUUAAAAUUAAUUGUUAUUCGUUUUGAUGAAAAUGUCCCAUCGUAGUUUAUCAUUGAAAACAAAUGCAUUCUAUGUAAAUUAUUAUAUACAAGACGAUAAAUAAAGCACUAAGAUAGAGAGAACAGAUUGAGAUUUUCUCUCAACGCACACAUCUGCAGUAUAUAUUCAAAUAUAUAAAUGAAAAAAACAAAUGAUACGAGAUGUUAUUUGACAAUAAUAAUUUUAAGCAUUUUUGACGUUAUUUUAAACAAAAAAAGCACAUACAAACAGGAACUUUAUUUCAAUGUUGAUUUUAAGCAGAAAAAACCAAUUAUAGAACGGUAAAAAUGGACGGCAUGAGGCCAUAAAAUUAUUCUAUGUAUGUAAGAUAAUAAAUAGAGAGAGGGGCCUAAAAAUUCACUGCAAAAUUUAAAAAACAAAUUAAAUCAAAAAAAAACUGCAAAAUAGAUGAUUGAAAUGGCUUAUUCUAAAUGUGUCCAAGUUCCAUUGUAUGUACGACAAUUAAAUUCUCUGAAAUAAAGCUAAAAGCAUUUGAAGCAAAA